This is a messenger RNA of Drosophila guanche, 1310 nucleotides long. RefSeq names its product band 7 protein AGAP004871 (gene Mec2). Gene Ontology annotation, cellular component: plasma membrane. The coding region runs from base 49 to 1179 and encodes 376 amino acids. Lineage: Eukaryota; Metazoa; Arthropoda; Insecta; Diptera; Drosophilidae. The record is from RefSeq and is a predicted model, not a curated record. The transcript has 4 exons.
GUGGCUCGCUGAACGGAGUGGAUCACAGAUCACACACAAAUCAGAGCCAUGGAGCAACAGCAGCAGCAGAUGCACCACCAGCACCAGCAACAUCAGGAUGCGGACAACCCCGUGUAUGCCAACUACGAGGAUAUGCGCAACUCGGGACCGAGCAGCUCCACCGCCUACAUGAUCAACAUGGGUCCUGGCGCCCCACCACAAGGUGUAGUUAUCUCUGAUCAUUCGCCACCGCGCAAGCGUUCCGGUGUGACGCAACAGUAUCGGGGAUUUAAGACAUCUGAGAACGAGCCGAAGGGCUGCAUGGAGUGGAUAGUGACGAUUCUCUCGGUGAUUGUCUUUAUUAUUACGUCGCCCAUUUCGAUAUUCAUCUGCUUCAAGGUUGUGGCGGAGUAUCAGCGUGCGAUUAUCUUUCGUCUGGGUCGCCUCAGUGGCGGUGCCCGUGGACCGGGCAUGUUCUUCAUUCUGCCCUGCAUCGAUGAGUACCGCAGGGUGGAUCUGCGCACCGUCACCUUCAAUGUGCCCCAGCAGGAGAUGCUGACAAAGGACUCGGUGACGGUCACGGUGGAUGCCGUGGUCUACUAUCGCAUCAGCGAUCCCCUCUAUGCGGUUAUCCAGGUGGAGGAUUACAGCACCUCCACUCGCCUGCUGGCCGCCACCACGCUGCGCAACAUCGUCGGCACCCGCAAUCUCUCUGAGCUGCUCACCGAGCGCGAGAUCCUCGCCCACACCAUGCAGUCCACUCUGGACGAGGCCACCGAGCCCUGGGGCGUGAUGGUGGAGCGUGUCGAGAUCAAGGAUGUCUCUCUGCCCGUGCCCAUGCAGCGUGCCAUGGCCGCCGAGGCGGAGGCGGCUCGUGAUGCCCGCGCCAAGGUGAUUGCCGCCGAAGGUGAGAAGAAGUCUGCCCAGGCCCUCAAGGAGGCCUCCGAUGUCAUCUCCUCCAGUCCCUCAGCCCUACAGCUGCGCUAUCUGCAAACAUUGAGCAGCAUUUCGGCCGAGAAGAACUCUACGAUUGUGUUCCCCUUGCCCAUGGAACUGCUGACGCCAUAUCUGGCCAAGUAUGCGCACAUGAUGCCACAGGUGCCACAGGUUCCACAGAUGCCCCCACAGCAGUCAAAGGAGAAGGCCGCUGAUGGCACGGUGAUUGAUGCGCUGGCCGCUUGGCCAAAGACUCAAUUGUAAAUCCGUGUAAUCCUGUCAUAACAUGCAUUUCCUAAUCCUUAUUCGCUGGUCUUUACAACAAAUAAACAUUCUCCUGUGCCACACCAAGGGCCUUAGCUGCCGCUUCGCCCAUGGCUCGCUGAAAGCCUGAA